Messenger RNA from Leishmania mexicana MHOM/GT/2001/U1103, 3312 nucleotides. Its product is annotated as putative DNA repair helicase. Gene Ontology annotation, molecular function: ATP binding; hydrolase activity; 3'-5' DNA helicase activity. The transcript has a single exon. The record is from RefSeq and is a predicted model, not a curated record. Gene Ontology annotation, biological process: transcription initiation at RNA polymerase II promoter; nucleotide-excision repair. NCBI's taxonomy places the organism in Eukaryota, Euglenozoa, Kinetoplastea, Trypanosomatida, Trypanosomatidae. Bases 1 to 3312 code for a protein of 1103 amino acids. Gene Ontology annotation, cellular component: nucleotide-excision repair factor 3 complex; transcription preinitiation complex; transcription factor TFIIH holo complex.
AUGAACAUCGGUGACUCGGGCAACAUCUUUGUGGAGAAGGCGCACCCCGCCUACGCCCAUGUCAUCGACUUCCUCAUUUCCUGCUGCGAGCCCGUCAGCAGGACCCAGCACAUGGAGCAGUACCGCAUGGACAGCUCCUCCUUGUCUGCGGCCACCGCCGAGGGCACGUACUCGCUUGCCAUGAUUGAGAAUGUUCUCCGACACUUCCGGCUGAACGCGGCUCAGGAGCUGCCUGUUGACCUUGAGCGCUGCGCAGCACUGGAGAGACUGGCGUCCGCGCUGGAGGAGUCGAGUGAGGGCGCGGAGGUAGAUAGAUCUCGGACUUCUCAGGAGGCGAUGGCGACUAAGACCUCGUCUUCGUCGUUUGCUGCUCGCAUACCACUGCCGCGCUGCCUCUGCGACGUCGACCUGACAGGCACCAUUCUGGCCUCGCUGAACGGCGCAAGCGCCGACGGCGUCACAUCACCCGCAGUCCCCACUCCCCACGUGAGCAACGACAGGUUGAAGUCUCUUGUAAAACGGGAAAAUGUGGAGGAGGAGGAGGUGGGCGACCGUUUGUCCGCGGCCGAUGCGGCUGCCUCGGCCUCGGAAACAGUCUCGUCUCGCACCGCAGCGCCUUCCAGCAGCCCGACUAGCCGUCUCUUGCAGCUCUUCCGUCCCUUGUUGCCGACACCGGCAUCUGCAGCAGCUCCUCUACACUCGCCCACCACGGGCUCGCAGCUUGAACAAGGGGCGCCAAUCGCAGCACGGCCGCUCAUUUCUCUGGCGGUUGUGCGGCCUGCUGACGUCCAUCGACCGCUUCCGGAGUUGCUGGCGCAGAUGCUGAAGGAGGAGGAGAACGCUUCUCGCGUGCAGAUCGUACUGCAGCCGUGCCUGCGGCGCUUCCAUCAGUUCCAGGCGAGCCGUGGUGCCUCCUUCGCCUCGACCACCGCCACGCCCAGGGCGACAGUGUCGAAGGAGCGGAACGGCGCUGCCACUGGUGCUGUUGCCGACCAAGACGAUCAGCAGCUGUUCUACUUUGUCCAGUCGCGUCAGCGGGCGCACUUGGAACACGUACUACCGGCCCUAAAGGAGUUCCUGGAGCCGGUGGUGAUCUGCGGCGCAGAGCGCUGGAUCUUAUCUGACAUUGAUCGGAGCCCGCUGGGAGACACAAAGGGUGUGAGCGAUGCUGAGCGUGUGGCGCGGGAUGCCGGGCGGCCUGCCGUGCUGCGCCUGCUCUACGAACCCCCGCGUGUCGGCACCCGGUAUGAGGCUGCGGCAGCGACGCCAAGUGCCAGCUGCUUUGUGUACAAGUGCCGUGUGCGUGACGGAAAGCUGCGAGAAGUGAAGGAGUGCCUCUUUUCAAAGUUCGACAUCCGCGCCGACUGCUACUACGACUACAUGCAGGACCGCACCCUGCAUGUGCCGAACCUGCACCUCGCAAGCCACGUUCGUCUGCGACCCUACCAGGUGGCGUCGCUCGAGCGGUUCCGCCGAGGACAGAAGGCGCACCAAGGCGUCGUCGUCCUCCCGUGCGGGGCCGGCAAGACGCUAACUGGCAUUGGUGCCGCCGCCACCAUGCAAACUACCACUAUCGUGAUGUGUAUCAACAACAUGUCUGUCUUCCAGUGGCAGCGCGAGUUUUUGCGCUGGACGGACCUGGCAGAGGAUGAGGUAACAGUGUGCACAGCGAAGGUGAAGCAGCGACCGGGCAAGGUUUUCAUCACCACCUACAGUAUGGUCGUCGCAAAGCGAGGUAACGCGGACGGCGCUGCUGCGGAAGAGUCCCGGGCGAUCCUGCAGGCUAUGACUGCGCAGCCAUGGGGUCUGCUGCUCCUAGACGAGGUGCACACCGCCCUCGCGCACCACUUCCAGGAUGUGCUGAACACAAUUAAGUACAAGUGCGUGCUGGGGCUCAGCGCAACGCUGCUGCGGGAGGACGACAAAAUCGGCGACUUGCGUCACCUUGUGGGGCCAAAGCUGUAUGAGGCUAACUGGCUCGAUCUGACUCGCGCCGGCUUCCUGGCGAACGUUGAGUGCGCCGAGGUGCAGUGCCCAAUGCCGCCCCUAUUCCUGGAAGAGUACCACGCUAUCCAGCGCACCCGUGCCCUUCUCGGCGCACACGCACGCUGCAACCAUCGUCGCGGCAACGGAAAGCGUCGCCGCGAGAGUGUCUUUCAGGACGACGAGGAUGCCAGCGAGGACGGGGACGGCAAUGGGGAGGACAAUGGCGCCUACGGAAGGAGGGGCAGAGGACAUGACUCGUGUGGUCCCCUCACCUCGCGCUCUCUGCGCCUCGCCUCCUGCAACCCGUACAAGCUGUGGUGUACCCAGGCGCUUCUGGCCUUUCAUCAGCAGCGCUCUCCACCCGACAAGGUGAUCAUAUUUUGCGACUACCUCUCUGACGUGCGCUUCUUUGCGCAUCACCUCCACCUGCCUUUCAUGGAUCAGCGGACGAGCGAGGCGGAGCGGACAAACCUGUUGCAGUACUUCCAACACUCCAGUGGGGUGAACGCUAUCAUCUUGACGCGUGUCGGUGAUGUCGCGCUGGACCUGCCCUGCGCAUCGGUCGUGAUCCAGGUCUCUGGCCUCGGGGCGUCGCGUCGGCAGGAGGCGCAACGCCUUGGCCGCAUCCUGCGCCCCAAGCCACUGUCCCUCGACAACACAUGCGCCUACUUCUACACCCUUGUCUCGCAGGAUACGGCGGACGUCAGCACAAGCUACAAGCGGCAGAGCUGGCUGCGUGAUCAAGGCUUCGCCUACCGCAUCUUGCACUGCGACCGCGUUCUGAGCGAGUUUGCGCGCGUGGGCGGGCAACCCUGCUGUGUUGGACCACCUCAAUGGUGGUAUCAGAUGCACAACACCGCUUCCGCCACACCGUCCUCGGAAACGGCAGCAGUGGCAGAUGUUGGCGUGGUGCACUACGAUGGCCUCUACUGGGUCCCGUUUUCUGCUGAUGCCGCAGCCCUCAUCGAGGCGGCGUUUCAGCACGGACGAGCGACUUGCACCUUGCGUGGCAGCGAGUUGGGCAGAGGCACCCCCCUCCCAUCGUCCGAGGAGCUCGGGCGAUACCCUCUGCUCAGCUCCGAGUCAUGGAAGGUCACCUUCAGCAGCGUUGAUGCGCCGCAGACCUUUGGCACUGUGCUCAUUGGCGAAGGCGCGCCGUCUUCUCCGCUGCGCGAGCGUCGCGUGCGCCGUGGCUGCCUUGACCGCAGCCAUCGGUGCAUCCCUGCGACGGCUGAUCAGGAAAGUCGCUGCAUCCGCUUCGCCCGAAACACUGUGUUGUGCGUGCGAGAUACGCGUGGCAGCGGCGCCGUGACAGAGACCGAGUAG